Messenger RNA from Phyllotreta striolata, 994 nucleotides. NCBI's taxonomy places the organism in Eukaryota, Metazoa, Arthropoda, Insecta, Coleoptera, Chrysomelidae. The record is from the annotation of a GenBank genome assembly.
UUAUUAUUAAUUUUAUAAUAUUGCAACAAAAUGGGUAAAGGUUUCAAUAAUUACAUGUGCAAGAAAUUCUUCCAUCCGGCAUCCCGAGACAACCUAAAGAGAGUAUGGAUGGCAGAACAGAAAGCAGAUGCUUACAAAAAGAAACAGGAAGAGCUGCGCCAGCAGUACGAAAAAGAACAAGACCUGCACGACAACAAGGCCAUGCUGAGCAAAGAGAGCAAAGACAAGCUGAGCGUGAGCUUCAUGUACGAACCCCCGCCCGGUGCUAGGAAAGAAAGAGAACGCGAAGACGACGAGCCCGAGUACAAAUUCGAAUGGCAGAGGAAAUACAACGCUCCCAGGGAGAGCUACUGCAAAGGGGAUCAGGAGAUUAGGGAUCAACCGUUCGGGAUACAAGUGAGGAACGUUCGAUGCAUUAAAUGCCAUAAAUGGGGUCAUAUUAAUACAGAUAAGGAAUGUCCGAUGUACAGUCUUUCUAUGAGUGCUGCAAGAUCUUUGGAAAAUGCUACGGCUAUGGAUCAAAAUUCUUUAGUACUGCAAAUGUUAGAUGAUGGAUUAGCACUUAAGAAACAACACGUGAAUACUGUUGAAGCCAAUAAACAUCUCUUAGUGAGCGAAGAUGAGGAAGCAAAUGAAGAAACAUCUUUUUUAAAAUCGCUCACAAAGAAGCAGAAGAAAGCUUUAUUAAGGAAAUUGGAAAAGUUGGAAAAGGAACCAGAGAAGAAGGAGAAACGAAAAGAUGAAAGUGAAGAUUCGUCGGAUGACGAUAGAAAAUCCAGCAAAAAUGGGAAAAGAUUUAAAGCAAAAAAUCGUAACAAAAACGAUUCAAAUAACGAAAGGUAUAAGAGUAGAAGAGAUAGGAAAAGAUCCAGUAGCGAGGAAAGGCAUAAUUCUUCGAAAAGAAGGCGUUAAUAAAUUUAUUUUUCGUAAUUUAAUAAGCAGUAACUAAUUAUAAGCGAUUUAAUCUUUUGUUGUUAAUAAAUUUCUACAGGAA